CCGCGGAGCACCAGGAGGAGGAGGAAGAGGAAGAGCCGCGGCGGGCGCGGCGCUGCCCCCCCGGCAGCGGCUGAGCCGCAGCAGGUAGCAGCGGCGCGGCGCAGGGGGGCGGAUCUGCUUCCUGCGUCUCCCUUCGCUCCGGCGGGCGGAGCGGCGGCGGCGGGCGGCGCACGGGGCCAGGCCGGGCCCGCCCCGCCGCGCCCCGCGCACCUGCCCCCGCCGAGGCUGCUCGCUGCCGGCUCGGCGGCCGCGGGGCAAGAUGGCGCCGCUGUGCGGCCGCCUGCUGCGGGCGGUGGGGUGCGGCCGGAGGCUGCUGCCGCUGCUGCUCGGCGCCGUCCGCGGCUGCCACGGCGGCGCGGCGCCCCUCGCCCGGGCGCUGGCCGUCAAGAAGCGGGGCUACGACAUCACCAGGAACCCGCACCUCAACAAGGGAAUGGCUUUUACGCUUGAAGAGCGGCUGCAGCUGGGAAUUCACGGCCUACUUCCUCCUUGCUUCUUGAGCCAAGACGUCCAGGUUCUCCGUGUCAUGAAGAACUACGAGAACAAAUCUAAUGAUCUGGACAAGUACAUUGUCCUUAUGACAUUACAAGACAGGAAUGAGAAGCUUUUUUACCGAGUGCUGACCUCUGACAUUGAGAGAUUCAUGCCCAUCGUUUACACCCCAACAGUCGGCCUGGCUUGUCAGCAGUAUGGUUUGACUUUCAGGAGGCCACGGGGGUUGUUUAUCACCAUUCAUGACAAAGGACAUAUUGCGACAAUGCUAAACUCUUGGCCUGAAGAAAAUAUUAAGGCUAUCGUGGUGACAGAUGGAGAGAGGAUUCUCGGAUUAGGAGAUCUAGGAAGUUAUGGCAUGGGUAUCCCAGUGGGGAAGCUCGCUUUGUACACGGCUUGUGGUGGAGUUCACCCACAACAGUGUCUCCCUGUCCUGCUGGAUGUUGGCACAGACAAUGAGGCUCUCCUGAAUGAUCCACUCUAUAUUGGACUGAAACACAAGAGGGUUCGUGGGAAACAAUACGACGAACUGAUUGAUGAGUUUAUGCAGGCAGUUACCAACAAGUACGGCAUGAAUUGCCUAAUCCAGUUUGAAGAUUUUGCCAAUGCUAAUGCUUUUCGUCUCCUCAAUAAAUACCGCAACAAAUACUGUACAUUUAAUGAUGAUAUUCAGGGCACUGCGUCCGUUGCAGUAGCUGGCAUCUUUGCAGCCUUAAGGAUCACGAAGAACAAGCUCUCUGACCAUAAGUUUGUUUUCCAGGGAGCUGGAGAGGCUGCGAUGGGCAUAGCUCAUCUCAUCAUCAUGGCCAUGGAAAAGGAAGGAAUUUCACGAGAAGAUGCCAUCAGAAAAAUCUGGAUGGUGGACUCAAAGGGUCUGAUUGUCAAGGGGAGGAGCCACCUGAACCAUGAGAAAGAGAUGUUUGCCCAGGACCACCCCAGUGUGAACACGCUGGAGGAGGUUGUGCAGAAAGUGAAGCCUACAGCAAUUAUAGGUGUUGCAGCCAUUGCAGGUGCUUUCACUGAGAAGAUUUUAAAGGACAUGGCAGCAUUCAAUGAGCGGCCCAUCAUUUUUGCCCUGAGCAACCCCACAAGUAAAGCAGAGUGCACAGCGGAGCAGUGCUAUCGCGUCACCGAGGGCCGGGGAAUAUUUGCAAGCGGGAGUCCGUUCUCGAAGGUAACCCUGCCCAACGGACAGACCUUCUUCCCUGGCCAGGGAAACAAUGCCUACGUCUUCCCGGGAGUGGCGCUGGGAGUCAUUGCUUGCGGGGUCCGGCACAUCUCUGACGAUAUCUUCCUCACCACAGCAGAGUCUAUUGCAGCUGAGGUCACAGAGCAGAACCUGGCAGAAGGAAGACUAUAUCCCCCCUUGGAUAGUAUCAGAGAGGUGUCUUUCAAAAUCGCUGUGAAAGUUGUUGACUGGGCCUACAAGCAUGAUCUUGCUUCUUGGUACCCCGAGCCAGCAGACAAGGAAGCCUUUGUGAGACGACUCAUUUACAGUCCUGAUUACGAUUCGUUUGUCAUUGAUGAUUAUAAGUGGCCCGCCACAGCCAUGCAAACGCAAGAUGUAUAAGUUUUUGUGAGAACUGUUUUCUUUUUUUCCAUCAGUUCCCAUGGCUCAUAGCAUUGCUGACAUAAAUGCACCUCCAAGGUUGCAGAAUGAUAAAUGUAACUGAAUCCAAGUCCUUUUUUUACUUUCUGCUGCCUUUUCUCUGUCGGAGCACAUCAACAAGGAAUAAAACAGAGCCAACACUGGGCACUCAGUACUUUAAGGAGAGAGAGAGACUGUAACUGCAGCCUGGCACAGUCAGUCUGCACUGCAGGUUUUGCCAUCAUAUAAAGCGCUGUCGCCUCCACGAACAUUGUUGUCCCCUUCGCAGUCUCCCUCCUUCAUUUGAAAACAUGACCUCUAGGCUGUAGAGUAGCAGGCAGAGAGGGAGGCAGAGAGCCCUCACAAGUGACAGGAGUCCUCCAAAGAUGGGCACCUAGCUGAAAAUAUUCAUAGGGUUCAUUUUCUCAAAAAAAGAGGCUCAGUGACUUCUUAUCAAAACCAUGAGUCUAAUAUGGUCUUGUCGUAUUUUCUAGCCCUCCAGUCCCCAGCCAGUAACACUCAUAUAAGCCAGGAGUAGCUGCUGCUCCGGAAGCUACUGGCAUCUUACAGGACAUCCUCUCAAAAACCUGCCACGCUGAUAGUAGCCUCCCCACAGUUAUAGUUACUGCUGAGUUAUCUCUCCCCUCACACUUCCAGAGCUCUACGAAAAUCCUUCAAUAAGUAACAUGAACACAGCUGGAAUUCAAACAGAAACUUCUUUUAGAAAAACCCCUGGAGGUUGUGACAGCGAUCUGUAACUGUAAGGCUCGUUCUUGUAACUAUCACGCUCGAAUGACAGGCCCAGGAUAUGCGGGCAUAUUCCAACAGCCCUUCCUUACCUGGUACCAAUACGCCUUGAAUGUUCUCAGGGAAUAUCAGUAGGGUUUCCACUUGUAGGUUUUUUGGGGGAUUUUUUUUUCCCCACUGAUCAGAAAAACACUCCUCGAAGUAUUGCAAUCAUUAAAUGAAACUGGAAAAUUUAUUCUGCUCUUUAAAUGCAAGUUUUAAAUUGACAAGGCUCGGCUUACCAAAUCUGGCAGUUAUGGCAUGGGAUGAGCCUCUGGCUAUUGUCAAGCUAAUCGUUAAGGCACUGAAAGGGAACACAGAAGUUGGUCUCUUGUGAAGUGUUAAAAAAUAUUUGCCACCAAAACAGCCACAAACGUGUGCAGCUGCAGAGAGACAGGACACAAGAUAUUCUGAACCACACAGAUGCACAGAGCUGUGAUGAGAAGGGAGUGGAGGGGAAAGAUGGGCAGUGUGGGUGUAGCAACCAAGAGCUCGCCUUGCACCCCUGCUACACUGAACUGACAGCCCACAAAAAUGCUUCUUUGCCAGAGGCUUGAACCACACUGCUCAAAGCCUUUUGUUUCCUUUUCCAGUAACUAUUAGAAUUAAACCAACGUGCUACAUUUCCACAGUUUGAAUCCUAAUGGAGGGAGGUCCCCAGUUUGCUGAAAGACCCCAGUCCUGUCUGGGCUGGCUUGGAGGCCUGGCUGUCAGCCCAAGCUGUACAUGAAGCUGCAUGCUGGAUGCAAUGGGGGUGUCAGUCAAGCACUGCAAGUGGUUGUCCUUCAGGCCCAGGCUGCCACCUGAGCAGCCUUUGGGCUCCUCAUGGAUCCAUUCUGCAUAGAAGCCCCUGUGUGGUCCACAGACAGCUCCAAAGGGCAGUUCAGCCCAGCUCGAGAGGUGCCUGCUUAACCUCACUUCCUCACUCUCAGCUCAGCUGUCCUCAGCUGCCUCAAGAGAAGCCACCUGGGGCUGGCCCAGAAGCCAAGUGUCCCGUUCCCAGGGGAGUGCAUGUGCAGGGAGCUCAGAGCCCCACCUCUUCGGUGGCAGCGAUGUGCAUCUGACAAUCCCUUGCACACGCUUACCAUUCUUUGCCUAUGGACACUGUGAGAAGUGCAGUCCCAGGAGAGCUGGACACAUUGGAAGCCCUGCCUGUGGCCUGCUUGGCACGUCCCUCACAGUCAAGGAGUUACCAUCCCACCCCAAGCAACUUGACAGUGCUCACAAGCUGCCCCUUGAGCUCUGCUACUGAAGAAGGCCAGGGGAGAAGCCAACUCCUCCUGCCAACCUACACAGGCCUUCUGGACCCCUGCAGGCCUCAUCCACCCCUCUUCCCCUCUCCACAGCACAGGCACCACAGGGACCAGCUGAGCUCCAAGGUGGUGGCUCUUCCCUGCGCAGGCCCACAGCUCCCACUUCACAUGCACCAUCUGCAGCUGUGCUGCCUUGAGGCUUAGGAACGCUUCACGCAGCUUCUGGUCCAGCUGAAUGGUCUGAGCAUUUCAUUACCAAGCAUUCGUGUAAGGCGGUAGAGCCACUACCUGCCUGCACGAGCUGUUUUCAUACCGCAACAAUGGCCUUACACAGGGUAUACUUCAGCUGUAGAAGCCAAUAAAGCUUUGUUUUAUAAUUCA
Messenger RNA from Dromaius novaehollandiae (emu), 4500 nucleotides. RefSeq names its product malic enzyme 3 (gene ME3). The record is from RefSeq and is a predicted model, not a curated record. The transcript is spliced from 14 exons. Gene Ontology annotation, molecular function: malate dehydrogenase (decarboxylating) (NADP+) activity; NAD binding. Gene Ontology annotation, biological process: pyruvate metabolic process; malate metabolic process. The coding region runs from base 260 to 2062 and encodes 600 amino acids. Gene Ontology annotation, cellular component: mitochondrion. NCBI's taxonomy places the organism in Eukaryota, Metazoa, Chordata, Aves, Casuariiformes, Dromaiidae.